Molecule: messenger RNA, 402 nt
Organism: Thelazia callipaeda (thelaziosis nematode)
Lineage: Eukaryota; Metazoa; Nematoda; Chromadorea; Rhabditida; Thelaziidae
Source: the annotation of a GenBank genome assembly
AUGAUAAAUCAGUCUGUUUUCUUAAUCCUUUCACGAUUAUCACUUCUCUGUUCAUUACUCCCGGCAAUUAUAUUAUCUGCGAACGAUAAAACCGAUAUUCCUGUAAUUGAAGGCAAUAAUCCUAAAUUUCUUCGUACUAGCGUUGAUAACCUUCAAGGCAGUACUUCCCCCGCACGUGAACAAAAAAUAAAGAAUGUUAUUGGAGGCGUAUACUCAAAUAAUAUAACACUAUACUUCCGUAAUUCACCUUAUCUGGUGGAAAGUGAUUUAAUAAUAGAAACGGAAGCAGUACUGACAGUUGAGACAGGUGUGCACAUUUAUUUCAAUCCAGGUGUUGGUAUUACUGUGAAAGGAACUAUUUUGUUUCAACACUUUGAUAUGAGAGAAAAUGCAUUAUGUUAA